This is a messenger RNA of Gaeumannomyces tritici R3-111a-1, 2098 nucleotides long. RefSeq lists its product as hypothetical. NCBI's taxonomy places the organism in Eukaryota, Fungi, Ascomycota, Sordariomycetes, Magnaporthales, Magnaporthaceae. The record is from RefSeq and is a predicted model, not a curated record. The transcript has 4 exons. Bases 72 to 1838 code for a protein of 588 amino acids.
GCGUCAACGUUCUUUUUUUUUCUCUCCCGCCUUGGGGUUGUUGCGAGUGAGUGUGUGCGGGAAUAUCCAAGAUGGCUACAGCAGAUGUAACGAUGCCCAAGAGACCGGAGAGGGCGUCGUUCAGGAUCAGCUACUGGGUCUAUAUUGACCCAAGCAACGCCAGGCUCUACAGCGAAAACCUCGCCCGGAUCCUGAACUGGCCGCGCCGCCAUGGGAAAUACAGGCCCUUCGAGUCGCCCGCCGCCAGGCACAUGGCCGCCGCUCCCGGCCACCACUCCCUCGAGCACCAAACGGACCUGAUCCCGCUGCAGAUCGACGCCGUCGGCGUGCCCAUCCCCAUCCCCGCAGCAACAACAACAGCGGCAGCGUCAUCGAAAAAGCCCAGCAGCAGCGGCAGCUCGGCCGCCGCCGGGCUGGCGGAGCACAAGGCGGUCCGGGACUUUUGCGCCGACACGUGCGCGUCGCUGCAGGACCCGUGCGUCAUGAAGCUCGUGUUCCGGCCUCACUCGGCGGCCUCGGGAUCUAGGCGGCCGCAGACGCCAGCACCCGCACACGUCCCGCCCCCGCCCUGGACGCACAUCAAGAUCGAGCGGACCGACGUGCCCAUCAGCGACCCGUACUACUACUGCGCCUACUACCUGCCCCCGACGAGCCGGUCCGUGCCCUGGUGCCAGAGGGACGACGAGCUGGAGCAGAGGCCGGGCAUGAGGGCGUUCCGGACGCUGACCGAGAUGGCAGAGAGUUGCCUGGCAACAGGGCCGGAUUACGAGCCCAGCUUCUACAAGGGCAAAAUCUCGAUCCACGACAAGGCGGCGGCGUCUGUGCUGCACGACUUCACCCGCACCGGGCGGCGGACAAAAACUCAAAUGGAGGAGAUAUGCUCCGGCGACGGCCCCAACGGCAUCGAAGUCAGCGAGACGCUGCUGGCGCUGAGCCAGGCCAUGCAGAACAUCACGGCCCUGUUCUCCAAGAAGCACGACGACCACUUCCGGCCGUCCAUAACCUACAAGUUGUCGCGGCGCUUCAACCUCGGCGGCUUCGGCGCCAAGCGCCACCACCUCCGGCGCGAGUUCGAGGAGCACCUGUCCCAGGUCCGACAGAGCAUGACGGCGGCCGCGGCCCCCCUGCGCACUGUGGCCAUCAUGGCGCGCCUGAGCGGGCCGUACGGGAGCUUCUACGGGCUGACGGGCCUGUGCCCCAAGGACUGCACGGCAGCCGAGGAGGGCGCCGUACUCGCCCUCAUCUGGGGGUGGUACCGCGGCUGCGACGACGUUCCGGCCUUGAUACCCGCCGGCGUCGACCCCGUCGCCGUGGGGCGCGACUCGUUGCGGCGCGCGGCGGCGCACUGGCACGACGCGCACGAGACGGCGCGGGUGCACCUACGCCAGCUGGUGUGCAUGUGGGGCGAGCUCGAGGACAAGGUCAGGAGCAGCAGCAUGGGCGGCGGCUGGGCGGGCGUGAGGGAGAAGCGGUUCGGGCGGCGGGAGAUGACGCCCGAGAGGAAUGAGGUGGAGGCCAUCUCGGGCCUCGGGACCGGAGCCCUCAUGCAGCUGUUGAGGACGCCACCACCACCACCACCGCCCCCGCCACCACAGACCGGAAGCACCAGCGAUAGCAGCCGGCGCCGUGGGCGUAAUAGACGGCGGCGCGGACGCGUGUUCGGUACCUACAGCCCAAAUCCCCACGACGGCGGCUGUGGGCUCGCCGGCAUAAAAGAGGACCAGUGGCUGGCCAACGGCGGCACCAAGGCCCGAUUUGUGGAUGCCACGCCGGGCCGACUCAAGUCGGGCCUCACGCCUGUCCCCCGGUCACAGGCGGCGAGGCGAGUGGGAGGCUGAGUGAGAGUGCGCGCGCAAUCUCGCCAACACGCUGGAACCAAGGAGCGAUUGAUUCGUCCCUUGCUGGAACUCGUGCCGGCACUUGCGAGACGAGACGUUCAACAUUGCGUGUGCCACGCAGGUUGAGCAAUGGUAAAACAUUAUACCCAUACUAAUCUGUUACGAGAUGAACAAUGAGACACGGCCAUACAUAGAUUACAUAGACGAUCACGCGUUAUUUAAUGUCAAAUACAACAUAACAAAAAAGAAAGCUGAAAGAC